AUGGAUAAUCAACAAGUUUUGACCCCGGGUAUCGCUCCCCGCAUAUUUUACGAAAAAGCAGCAAAUAUUCCACAUAUUGUUGCUGUGCUACUACCGGACGAUCCAUGUGUAUCAGACGUUGGCAAAUCAUCAGAUGAGGAGGAGCUGUUUGGCGGAGACUAUAGCGAUUUGGACCUCGAUUAUCAGCAGCCGCCCACAUCUAAGAAGCGCAAAUGCUUACCAGUAGUUGAUACUUCAAGCGACUGGGAAUCAGAAGAUGAUUUACCUUUAGCGAAUUUUGUGCAAACAUCGAGAGAUAACGCUAUACCAGGUGGUGAUAAACGUUACACUUGGAGCAAAACAGAUUUCCAACACAUCAGAUAUCCAAAAGAUGUCUUUUUUGCUGGAGUAGACGGAGAAUAUUCCCCUCUGGCUUAUUUCGAAAAAUUUUUUGACGGUGAUUUGUUUGAGCAUAUUGCACGCCAAACGAAUAUUUACUCCACACUGACAACUGGGCGUUCUAUUGAUACUACAGCUAAUGAAAUAAGAUCGUUUGUAGGAAUUGAGUUGAUAAUGGGGGUAGUCCAAAUGCCAGCAAUCGAAGACUACUGGGCCAUAGAAACGAGAUAUAGUAUUAUUGCCGAUGUUAUGCCUGUAAAGCGCUUCAAGAAAUUGCGAAGACGCAUACACCUUCAGGAUAACAAUACUGAUCCGCAAGGAGAUAGAUUAUUCAAAAUUCGCCCCUUAUAG
Molecule: messenger RNA, 729 nt
Organism: Acanthoscelides obtectus
Lineage: Eukaryota; Metazoa; Arthropoda; Insecta; Coleoptera; Chrysomelidae
Source: the annotation of a GenBank genome assembly